GGAGUCGUCACGAGUUCCUGGAAACAGAACGCAAAGUUAUUUUACAGCUGAGAGCCGACAUGAGCCGGACCAACGACUAACAACAUGGCACCUGCACAGCUGCAGUCCGACACCUCCAGCGCAGAUUUCCUUCACAACGUCCAGAGGAAAACUGAGCACACAUGAUCCACCCGAACAUUUCUACAUAUUUCAAACCUUUAGAUGAGUUCCUCUACGGACAGCAUGCUCCAGUCGGAGGUCCAAAGCUACGCUAAACAUCGCUGGUUGCUCACCAUCGCUGGACUCCUCUUCUACGUAGUGGAUGUUCUCACUGAUGUGCUACUGGCGCUGACAUUUUUUCAGCAGAAGGAUUAUUUAUGGACUGCUCUGACUCUGACGUUUUGUCUGACCGGGCUGCUGGUGACGCAGAUCUUCAGCUAUUCGUGGUACUGGGACGACAUCAAUGAUCCUCGACAGAACCCAAAUAGAGAACCCAUAUCCGGGAUGUCCAGAGGAGCCAUCGCUGCCCUGCACCUGCUGGGGGUGGGCAUCUUCACCAGGUACGUCCACCUGCUGAGGAGGGGCUUCAGGGUGCUGUGGAGGAGCUCAGCUUCAUGCACGGAGGACCAGAGGAGGGCCGAGCACCAUCGUCUGUUCUGCCUGGCGACAGAUCUGAGCAUGCUCAAACUGUUCGAGGUGUUUCUGGAGAGCGUUCCUCAACUUCUGCUGCAGAUCAACAUCAUGUGAGGACUCGGGGAGGGGACCAUCGUGCAGUAUCUCUCCAUGUCCUUCUCCUUCCUCACCGUCUCCUGGGCUCUGGUGGAUUAUCGCCGCUGCCUUCGCCGAUCUCUCCCCCAGAUCAGAGAGAUGCCCUCCGGCCUCCCCACCUUCACCUACCUCCUCUACAAACUCUCCACCAUCAUCAGCCUCAUCCUCAGCCUGGCUCUUCUUCUCCUCCUCAGCCCCUUCACCUCCGUGUUCCUCACCUUCCUCUGGCUCCUCGGGGCCUUAUAUACUCACCUAAAAGGGAAAAAAUUCUGCACCUCAAUGGGGAUGGAGCUUUUGUACCAAGGGGUCGUUGGGGUCAUCCUCAUCUUCACCUUCUUCAACGUCAAAGAGAAGAACACCAGGGUGGAGAUGGUGGUGUAUUACGUGUUUCACGGCGUGUUGAAUAUCCUGGCCCCCGUGCUAAUGGCUCUUCUAAGGCCAGAGAUGCUGACCGUCUCUCUGUUAUUGGCCCUCAGCGGGAUUAUUGUUGGGGGGGCCGUGAUGGGCAUGGUGAGCAUCUUGUUGUAUUACCUGCUGAUGCAUCCAAGAGAGGGAGAGAGGAGGGUCGGAGACGAGGUGGACGGAGAGGAGAGGGAGACACGGAGGGAGACGAGGGAGAGAAACUUUCUACAGCCCUGAGGAAAUAUGGAUAUUAAAAACUGAACAUUUGAAAGAAGAAAGGAAUCGUGCUCGUUAUUUAUUGAUGCUGUUAUUCUAAAUGUAUUUAUUCUUGUUUCAAUAAACCACACAUCUGUGAA
Messenger RNA from Gymnodraco acuticeps, 1505 nucleotides. RefSeq names its product XK, Kell blood group complex subunit-related family, member 9 (gene xkr9). Gene Ontology annotation, cellular component: plasma membrane. Lineage: Eukaryota; Metazoa; Chordata; Actinopteri; Perciformes; Bathydraconidae. The record is from RefSeq and is a predicted model, not a curated record. Gene Ontology annotation, biological process: engulfment of apoptotic cell; phosphatidylserine exposure on apoptotic cell surface; apoptotic process involved in development.